AUGACCAUAGCCUUUGGUUUAAGUUUGGGAUGCCUCAGCUUGAUAGUUCUUGGUAAGCCAGUGUUGGACUGGGGCACAAGGAAGCAAAUUGCCUUAGGAGCAGCAAGGGGACUACUAUACCUUCAUGAGCAGUGUGAUCCAAAGAUAAUCCAUAGAGAUGUGAAGGUUGCAAACAUAUUGCUUGAUGACUAUUGUGAGGCAGUGGUAGGACAUUUUGGAUUGGAAAAGCUUUUAGAUCACCAAGAUUCACAUGUCACAACUGCAAUGAGGGGCAUAGUGGGGCAUAUUGCACUAGAGUACCUUUCCACAGGGCAAUUUUCUAAAAAGACUGAUGUAUUUGGAUUUGGUAUACUGCUUCUUGAAUUGAUCACUGGCCAAAGGGCUCUAGAAUUUGGAAAAGCAGCCAACCAAAAAGGAGCCAUGCUUGAUUGGUCAGUGUCGUUGAAAGCCCUUGGCCCUUCAACAUCAGUUGAUGACCGUCUUUGA
This is a messenger RNA of Glycine soja, 486 nucleotides long. Its product is annotated as protein NSP-INTERACTING KINASE 1-like. The coding region runs from base 1 to 486 and encodes 161 amino acids. The record is from RefSeq and is a predicted model, not a curated record. Gene Ontology annotation, molecular function: ATP binding; protein tyrosine kinase activity. NCBI's taxonomy places the organism in Eukaryota, Viridiplantae, Streptophyta, Magnoliopsida, Fabales, Fabaceae. Gene Ontology annotation, biological process: protein phosphorylation. The transcript has 3 exons.